Messenger RNA from Triticum urartu, 1456 nucleotides. Its product is annotated as F-box protein At2g02240-like. Lineage: Eukaryota; Viridiplantae; Streptophyta; Magnoliopsida; Poales; Poaceae. The record is from RefSeq and is a predicted model, not a curated record.
UACGGCUUUGUAAAGCGUCUGAUUGCUUUGCUUCCAGGGUUGUUCUGGCCAUGCCUUGCCUUUCACUUGGAUGGAUACGAGUCGGUUGUUCAGUAAGACGCCCAACUUUAAGUUGUUAUUUGACCAGUUGUUAGGUGUCUCAUAGGCAACGUAUGGAUGUUCAUCUGUAUCUAACGAUCAUGUGGUACAGAGCCCAGAAAGGGUAGUAGGAUUGUUGGUCCAAAACUAAGAUCAUUCUUGAGCAUGGGAUCACUACCAGGAUUUCCUUCACUUAAAAGUAACAUCAUUGCAUACACCAGGUUAGAGAAGCUUCCUUUUGAAAAUUUCCUCUUUCAGCUAGAUAGGUUGGUCUUCUCCAUACUUUGCGUUCAGAUUUACUCCUCUUUCUAAUCUUGAUAAAGGAGAGGACUCAUCAUAGAUUGGGACUACUACUUCAAUGCAGGAUUGAGCAAUCGUGGUGAUAAUUCUUUUUUUUGGAAAUCCAUAUUGGUAUGGACACUAUAAUAUGGUUUGCAUUCGUGUAGGUUGGGCCAGCUUUGUUUUUUGUUAUGUGUAGUUUAGGUUUUUUCUUCACUGCAAGUGUAAUGAACUUCAAGGAGUAUCAUGCGGUGGAGAAGAUCUCACAUGCCAAUAAGGCUGAUGUCAAUGUAUGCGGACCGAACACUUGCAAGUUUCUUCGUCAAGGACGCCGUCUGGGCCUGCUUCCUACCGCCGCUCGCCGACCAACCGCCGCUCGCUGACGGAGAGGCGCUGCUGGCGUGCGGGAAGAAGGACCUGUUCCUCCGCCUCUCCGGCAGCUCCGUCCUCCUCCCAGGCGGACUCAUGAGCAUGUGGCUGGACAGGGAGACCGCCGCCAAGUGCUACAUGGUGGCGGCGAGGGAGCUGUCCAUCGCGUGGCGCGACACACCGCAACACUGGACCUGGAUCCCUCUCGAGGACUCCAGGUUCUCCGACAGUGCUGAACUCAUCUGGGUUUGUUGGUUGGAAAUCCGCGGCAAGAUACACAGCAAGAUGCUGUCCCAAGGCUCAACUUACGCCGUUUACAUCGUGUACAAGCUAGCAGAGGAGCCCGACGGGCUCAACUUUCCGGUCAAUGCAUCGGUGAGCGUUGGAGGAAGCAUUCUUGCGUCCAAGGUCUGCCUCCAACGUGACCCGCACAUGAUCCAUCCCGAGGACGUAGCGCUCCCUCAUCAAAGGGUCGAUGGUUGGAUGGAGCUGGAGUUGGGUGAGUUUGUUUGUGAGGCGGGUGAAGAUGGCGACGUGUCCUUUGGCCUGUCAGAGACUGAAUCUUUGUACUGUAAGAGCGGUCUCAUCUUGCAGGGCAUCGAGAUCAGGUGUAAGAAUUAGAUCAGUCUAAUUAAGGGAAUGAGCUUUUGGGAUCAGCCGAACGCAUCCCGCAGAGUUGUCGAGUGCACAGGGGAAACUAAUUAAGGAGGCAUAUUUGUUCAUCAUGUUA